Messenger RNA from Saccharomyces mikatae IFO 1815, 1914 nucleotides. RefSeq names its product Sls1p (gene SLS1). The coding region runs from base 1 to 1914 and encodes 637 amino acids. Gene Ontology annotation, cellular component: mitochondrial inner membrane. NCBI's taxonomy places the organism in Eukaryota, Fungi, Ascomycota, Saccharomycetes, Saccharomycetales, Saccharomycetaceae. The record is from RefSeq and is a predicted model, not a curated record. The transcript has a single exon.
AUGUGGAAACUCAACAGGAAGCUCGUUCGCCUCACUUGUCGUCUUUACUCAAACUCGGGCCCAAGCUCGCCCCUUCAUGGGAAGAAGAAGCUGCCGCAGAAUUUGAAAUUCGUUGUCUUGAACCCUACCCAAUCUGGACUGGUGAAAAGUGACCAGAAACUAAGUAGGCACAGGCCGUCCAGGAGAUAUGCUCAAAAGGAAAACGGAAACGAUGAUGCUGACUUCGGCUCGAAACUCCUUGUAUUCGAGAAGCAGAACUCGCUGGAUUCUGCAUUGAACUCUAUCCGAUUGAAAAAGCCAAUAAGCGCCAGCCUGCCCUCCUUCGAAUACAAUGCUCUCCUCCAAUUACUUUCAUCCAGCUACAACCGUUACCAACUGCGUGAGUUCAUCUCCUCACAUCAUCCUGCCUCCCCUUUACAUCUGACACACUGGAAGAAAAGCAAACUGUCGCAGUAUAUAAUUGAAAAAGUCUGGCAAUGUCAACCAAUGUCCACACCCGCCAUACCCACGGGCAUCAAAUCUACAUCGUUGACUUUUCAGUUCGAUUCGCCUAGGGAGAUAUUCCUUUUGCUCAUCACUCAAAAUGGUAAAAUCCUAACCAACUUCAACAAACUCGGGCUGACCUUUAUCAUCUCCAUCCAGGAUAACGAAUUGACCAUCAAGGGUUCGCCUAGCUUGCUCAAAUACGUGGAAAUAUCCUUGAACAAAAUAUGGUCAAACAUUACUCAUGAAAACGUGCGUGUAUGUUCGUCCAUGCCAUCCAAAGACGUGAUCAACCUAAUCCAGAAGGAAACUCACACUUUUUUUGAAUACCUCCCGGAUUCGCAAAUGCACAAAAUCUCAGCCUUGAGUAGCAAGAAGAUAUCCAUGGCCAAAGUCUUCUUGCUAAACGCCCUUGCUUCCAACCAGCACACAACUCAACACCAGGACAUAAUAUCCUCUCCAGCGGCCAAAUCAGAGUACUAUCCAUUCAACAACACUCUCGAGAACUUAGAUUGGCUGAACAAGUCUCAAGACUGGUCAAGAUUACAGUCGACUGUUACUAAAAAUUGCACAGAUCUACCAGCCCGCACCACUCCACAGUUGACAGAUGCACAGAUCAAUCAAUACGAAAAUUUCUUGUCCACUAAUGCGCCAUCUCUCUCCACCUCCAACUCCAUUUCUCAAUGCUUGUCGAUGUCAUUAGGGUACUCGUUGCAAUGUGCUUCUUCUCCCAGUAUUUUCCAACCUUUAAUACAUAAGAGUUUUAUUUCAAAAUUAUUAAAUCUACCUAUUCACAAAGAAUUGGCAUCGUCCGUACCCGCUUCUCUUAGUGACCAUCUAAUAACAAACGCACAUCAAUCCUUUGUGCAAUUGAAUUUCACCCCUGUGCCACUCAAUAGAAGUUCCCCGUCACCCCCUUUUAUGCAGAUUUGGUUUGAGAUCGACGAAUUCGAUAAUAUAAUUACCACUUCAAUGAGGCCCCUUCUGAAAUUGCAAGAAAAUUCCGUUGUCUUGAGAGCUCCGCAUUGUCAAACAGACUACAAAAUCACGUCAGAUUACAUUCAAGAUAUUUUGCCUUGUUUCGAUCAGACCCAACCUGAUGCUUGGCUUUCUGAACAAAAUGGCCUCCGAGAGUUUCUCGUCAAGUCUCACUGGAAAUUAAACAAGUAUCAAAAUCUUUUGAAAAAAAUCACAAUUAACUUGCCGGAAAACCUAGUACAGCAGUAUCAAUUGACUGAUAUUUUGACCCAUCGCGUCUUGAAUUUACGAUUUCCUGCCAACGGUGCCCAUGAUGAUAAAUACAUCAUUCAGUAUUCUGAUAUCAGCCGUGGGUUUGUAAAUAAUGGCUCCUAUAAACAAUUGGAUUUCAUUAAUGUGAACCCGAAUGAAACCUCACUGAAAACUUUUAUUAAUGAUGUUCUAAAUUUUUAA